This is a messenger RNA of Pangasianodon hypophthalmus (striped catfish), 3925 nucleotides long. It is a transcript of the gene prdm1b, whose product is annotated as PR domain containing 1b, with ZNF domain. The record is from RefSeq and is a predicted model, not a curated record. Lineage: Eukaryota; Metazoa; Chordata; Actinopteri; Siluriformes; Pangasiidae. Bases 291 to 2660 code for a protein of 789 amino acids. Gene Ontology annotation, cellular component: nucleus; cytoplasm. Gene Ontology annotation, biological process: regulation of transcription by RNA polymerase II; cell fate commitment. Gene Ontology annotation, molecular function: DNA-binding transcription repressor activity, RNA polymerase II-specific; histone deacetylase binding; RNA polymerase II cis-regulatory region sequence-specific DNA binding. The transcript is spliced from 7 exons.
UUUCUGGAUGUAGGUCAGAUGAGGAGUGUGAGACCUUGGUGGACUGUUAGAAGCUGAGAGGGGGGUUACGAGGCUGAAAGCAGAUUGCUCAUUAACCGUACGGAGCGAGGAAAAGCGAACGAGUGUGUGAUGUCACAGCCCUGAUCCACCAUCUGCUUUCUUUCUUCACUUGCAUUCACAUUGUCUGAGAAAAGGACAGCGUUACGGUUGAGCUGGCACUACCGUCGUCCCAAUUGGAUCUUCUCAGACUAAUCCUGAGAGUCACAUGACCACUGGGAUUUCCCGAUUGGAUGGUCACGGACGCUCAAAAGCCUGGCACGAGUGAGAUGCUGACAGUUACAGUGGCAAAGAGGAAGAAAAAAAAAACGACUAGAAAGGAAUUGGAUUUGGGAAGUGAAGGAAAAAUUGAGGAUGUGUAUGUGACUGAAGAAGAGAGAGGAACAAGGAAUGAUGUAACCAAAGAAAUGAAGAUUGAGCAACUGAAUGAGUGUCAAUUUUAUCACAGAAAGCUAAGAGAAGAAACUCUGCCGCCAAGAACCACAGCAGGCCGAGCGAACCAAACCCAGCCCGAGGGGGAGCGCGUGAAUCAGGAAACAGAGGACGAGAUGAAGCAGGAGUCGUGUCUCAGGAACAUGAGCGAGUGGCGUGAGGUGGAUUUCGCUCUCAGCUGCACCUACAUCGUCCACGACCAGCCGUUUGAGCCUGGCUUCACCCUUCCCAGAGCCAUGAGCUCCAUCCCAAGCAACCUCACCUUCCACUACGGCUCUGACAAUGAGGUGACAGGUGUUUUCAGUAAGGAGUACCUCCCCCAGGGCACACGCUUCGGCCCCCUGCAGGGUGAGAUUUACGCCAAAGACGAGGUGCCGCCCCAUGCCAACAGGAAAUAUUUUUGGAGGAUUUACUCCGGCGGGCAGCUCCACCACUUUAUUGAUGGAUAUGACGUGCAGCGCAGCAACUGGAUGCGUUUCGUCAACCCGGCGCAUUCCCUGGCCGAGCAGAACCUGGUGGCCUGUCAGAAUGGACGUGAUGUCUUCUUCUACGCCAUCAGGCCCGUGGAGCCCCGGCGCGAGCUGCUCGUGUGGUACAGUCCGGAGUUCUCGAGGAGACUGUCUGGACACGCAGAAGAGCAAACAGACAGUGUGAAGCCAAAGCACUUUGGUGGUGAUGUGAUUGAAGCUGACCUCCAGAAGCACUGCCUACCUCAGUGGACCUGCCAUCCCAAACAGGCUUCACUCCCUUACAGCCUACACAGUCAGGAAGAGGUAACAAAGGAAGGAAAGGAUGAAUUUGAGGAAGCUGAGGAGAAGAUUGACGUGGAGGCCAUUGAGCAGGACACGCCACCCAGCACUCCAGAUCAGCACUUGAUGGACUCCAGUAAGAAGUUUCCCCAGGAAAGCACAAACAAAUCACAUCCUAAGCUUGUUUCCCAGCCGUGCCCUGACCGAGUCCUUCCACUGCAUCCUCAGAGCUAUUACAGCCCCAGGGAAGACUUGUCACCGUACCCUGCUCUGCCACACCCCUACCAUUUUUUGCCUUCAUUUGACCCUCAUUAUCCCCAACUUAUUCUAAGCCCUUACUCCCCUUCCAUCCCUGCUAUUCCACCCCCCAGAGGACCAUUCCACUACAGCAAUGUGCUGGCAAGUGACGCCUUGCCCUUUUCAGCCAUGACUCCACCAGGCCCACUCCCUGUUAAUCUUCCUUAUCCUGCCCUACAUCCUCGUACCAGCCUGGAAGCAAGGUCUGCGAAUACAUCACCUCCCCAGGGUGCCCCGGCCACCCCGGAGCUCUCCCCUCUCAUGAAUCACUCCUCAGGGUCUGAGGAAGCCAUCAACCUCAGCUUGGCUGCUACACCAAAGAUGAGCUCUAUGACAUCAUCAUCAUCAUCAUCAUCAUCAUCAUAUUCGGUGUCACCGCAAGGUCCAGGGUACAAGUCCCUGCCGUACCCACUAAAGAAACAGAAUGGAAAGAUCAAGUACGAGUGCAACGUCUGCUUCAAGACCUUCGGCCAGCUGUCCAACCUGAAGGUGCACUUGAGGGUCCACAAUGGAGAGAGGCCAUUUCAGUGUCCGUUGUGCCAGAAGAGCUUUACCCAGCUGGCACACCUACAGAAACAUCAUCUUGUCCACACUGGAGAGAAACCUCAUGAGUGUCAGGUGUGCCAGAAACGUUUUAGCAGCACCAGCAACCUGAAGACUCACCUGCGCUUACACUCGGGAGAGAAGCCCUACCAGUGCAAAGUGUGCGGCACCAAGUUCACGCAAUACAUCCACCUGAAGCUGCACCGCCGCAUGCACAGCUCAAGCGAGCGACCACAUUGCUGCCCGUUGUGCCACCGUGGCUUCCUCCAUCACUUUUCCCUCAGGCUGCACCGUCGCUCUGGAUGUUGCACCACCAAUUCCCUGCCUGAAAGCCCCGAGAUGAAGUACACCGCUGAGAUCCUCGAGCGAUUUGAUGUCAGCGCCGAGGCGGAAGCUCUCGCAGAGAAUUCGUCAGAGACCGAAGUCAGUGCCGCUCUGGAGAGGUGGCUGGACCUGGACGAUCGACCCAAACCCAGCCACUUCAAAGCCUCGGACUUUGACCUGCUGAAAACCUCAGGACUGGGGCAAUGGCAGGAGAGGGCCAGCGUGGUGCGCUUCGGUGGUGAAGGAAGAGUACAGUGAGGAAGAAAAGGGAAGGAUGUUUAAACUCCAGUUCCAGAAGUAGUCUAAAAAUCACCUAUGCUUGCGUGUAGUAGUCUAUGCCAAAAAAAUAUCCUGAGAGGAUGAGAGCUAAACCAAGCCAAGCAGCACCAAAAUAAAUAAAUAGCAUUUCCAAAGACUUAAUAAUUGCACUUAAGCCUUCUGUUCUUUGGCAGAGAGUGAAGGCGACCAGUUACAUCCUUGUACUUGUGUUUUCUUUUGUUUCGUUUAGUGUGUUUCUGAGCUCAUAUUAAUUUAUUACUCUCAGUACUAUUUGUGUUUGGUUUUAGAAAUGUGUAAAAUGUCAUUUUUGUACAUUGUUGUUUGGAAUUUUUUUUGCUGUUGUUUGGAAAUUAAUAAUAUUGAUUUUUUUCUCAGGACAUGUUGAUAAUCAGGGUAUGGAAUUCUUAACAAAAGAUAUCAGGGUUUUGUUGUGUGAAUGUUUUCCGAGUAUACCGUUUCUCAGCACCCUCACUGUAACCCAAGGUAUAAGAAAUUCUGCAAAUAGUUAUGCAAUGUUUGAUUUGCAAUCAUUUUAGAUCUUACUUCUUUAAAGAGAAGUCAAACUUCCACUUUAUUAUUUAUUAUUUAGAGAAGUCCUUUUUUUUGUUUUCUGUAUAAUUCAGUAAUUCAGUCGUCCAACACUGACCUGAACUUUUGGUGUAUUUUCUUGAGCACCAGAUCCCCAGCAGGAACUGAAGUUAUUGUUAAUCUCAGGACAGAUCAGGUGUAAUUUAUUACUAUGCUCUUUGUUUUAAUUUAUUAAACAUUAGCACUGGAAAAAGCAGGAUCUCGAUCCAUGUGCACAGUUACUGUUACGUAGCGAUGACAAGAAUUUGUUUACUGAUCGUCUUUGUUUUUCAUGUAGGAUUUUUGUACAGUUUUGUUUACUCAGCUAUUUUGGAUGUUGAUACUUUAUAUGUCAGAGUUUAUUUUCACUGAACUUUUGUAAUGUAGCACAUUAAAUAUAUUUCUUCUCAAAACUCUGUGUCAUUCAGUGUCUGCAUUUUUUCCCUGGAAUAUUGCACUCUUCCUGUUUCUCAACAUUUAUUUUGUGUUCCAUGGCGUGGGUAAUGGGUCAUAAUUGGAAAGGUGCCAUAAAGGCUAUGAGUUUAUAUCCUCAGAAGAACCACUGAACCUUUAAGAGAUGUAGACAUAACAAUAAACCCACGACAUUAGUAGGAAGAAGACAGAAAAGCCUGAAUAAACCCGAGAGUUAAAGUAGGUGCUAGUUACAGAGUCUUUGU